AUGGCAUGUCUCUGCAUCAAUUUUAAGAAGAAGCUCAAGAAACCAAUACCAGACAACAAUGGGCAAGAAAACACAGAGUUCCAGAGCGGAGAAGGAACUCAAAAACAACCACUUCGUCAAAGACAAACUGUUCCAAGAGCCAAUAUCCAGAUCGUGGUGCAGCCUCAUAAACUCCCGCUUCCUCUUCCGAUUCCUCAGCCUCAAGAACAACAAAAGCUAAUGCUCCAACCAGAACCGAUCUUAGGAAAACCAUUUGAAGACGUUAAGGAAAUGUACAGUCUUGGUGGCGAAUUGGGUCGUGGCCAUUUUGGUAUAACGUAUCUAUGUACAGAGAUCUCAUCAGGCAAGAACUUCGCUUGUAAAUCCAUCUUAAAGAGAAAACUCAUCAGAACUCAGGACAGAGAAGAUGUAAGAAGGGAGAUACAGAUAAUGCAGUAUUUGUCAGGGCAACCAAAUAUUGUGGAGAUCAAAGGAGCUUAUGAAGACAGACAAAGUGUGCAUCUUGUUAUGGAGCUUUGUGAAGGCGGUGAACUCUUUGAUAAGAUUAGUAAAAGAGGACAUUACUCAGAAAAGGCAGCCGCAGAGAUCAUAAGAUGUGUGGUUAAAGCUGUAGAGAUUUGCCAUUUCAUGGGUGUGAUUCAUCGCGAUCUAAAACCCGAAAACUUCUUAUUAUCUGGUAAAGAUGAAGCGUCCGCAAUGCUUAAGGCUACUGAUUUUGGUGUUUCGGUGUUCAUCGAAGAAGGAAAAGUGUACAAAGACAUUGUAGGAAGUGCAUAUUAUGUUGCACCAGAGGUUUUGAAAAGAUACUAUGGAAAAGAAAUUGAUAUUUGGAGUGCUGGAGUUAUUCUCUACAUACUUCUCUGUGGAACUCCUCCGUUUUGGGCCGAGACUGAUAAGGGGAUAUUUGAGGAGAUCUUGAGAGGAGAGAUUGAUUUUAAGUCAAAACCAUGGCCAUCGAUCUCUGAGAGUGCUAAAGAUUUGGUGAUGAACAUGUUAAAUAGUGAUCCAAAGAGUCGGUAUACUGCAGCUCAAGUCCUAGAACAUCCAUGGAUACGAGAAGGUGGAGAAGCUUCUGAUAAACCGAUUGAUAGUGCAGUUUUGUCGAGGAUGAAGCAACUUCGAGCUAUGAACAAGCUUAAGAAGCUUGCAUUGAAAUUUAUCGCGCAAAAUCUCAAAGAAGAGGAACUAAAGGGUCUCAAGACGAUGUUUGCAAACAUGGAUACUGAUAAGAGCGGUACAAUCACGUACGCUGAAUUAAAAACCGGACUAGAAAAACUUGGUUCAAGGUUAACUGAAACCGAAGUUAAGCAGAUCUUGGAAGAUGCUGAUGUCGAUGGGAAUGGUACGAUUGAUUACAUUGAGUUCAUCUCUGCUACAAUGAACCGGUACAGAGUUGAAAGAGAGGAGGAUCUGUUCAAAGCUUUUCAACACUUCGAUAAAGAUAAUAGUGGGUUUAUUACAAGACAAGAAUUGGAAACUGCUAUGAAAGAAUAUAAUAUGGGAGAUGAUUCCAUGAUCAAGGAGAUUAUCUCUGAUGUUGAUGCGGAUAACGAUGGAAGUAUCAACUAUCAAGAGUUUUGCAAUAUGAUGAAGAGUUGCUCACGAUCACAUCAGACGGAAUUGGUUCAAUAA
Raphanus sativus (radish) is the source of this 1632-nucleotide messenger RNA. RefSeq names its product calcium-dependent protein kinase 19. The coding region runs from base 1 to 1632 and encodes 543 amino acids. Lineage: Eukaryota; Viridiplantae; Streptophyta; Magnoliopsida; Brassicales; Brassicaceae. The transcript has 9 exons. Gene Ontology annotation, molecular function: calcium ion binding; calcium-dependent protein serine/threonine kinase activity; ATP binding. Gene Ontology annotation, cellular component: cytoplasm; nucleus. Gene Ontology annotation, biological process: protein autophosphorylation; intracellular signal transduction; peptidyl-serine phosphorylation. The record is from RefSeq and is a predicted model, not a curated record.